Selaginella moellendorffii is the source of this 1253-nucleotide messenger RNA. RefSeq names its product cationic peroxidase 2. Gene Ontology annotation, cellular component: plasmodesma; plant-type cell wall. The transcript is spliced from 5 exons. The coding region runs from base 79 to 1146 and encodes 355 amino acids. The record is from RefSeq and is a predicted model, not a curated record. NCBI's taxonomy places the organism in Eukaryota, Viridiplantae, Streptophyta, Lycopodiopsida, Selaginellales, Selaginellaceae. Gene Ontology annotation, biological process: response to oxidative stress; hydrogen peroxide catabolic process. Gene Ontology annotation, molecular function: heme binding; peroxidase activity.
UUUUUUCUUUUUCAGAAAUCAAAUGGUAGCCAGUCACGUUCUUCAUUUAAUGAGGAAAAGCUUGGAAGAAGAUAAGCUAUGGCGUCACGAUUCUCAAGCGCUCUACUUUUGGUGUUUUCUUCUGUAUUUGCCAUUGUGAGUUCUCAGCAGGAACUUCUUGGCAAAGUGGAGGAGAACUUUUACGAGAAAACUUGUCCUGCUGCGGAGCGCAUUGUUCGCGAUGUUGUCACUUCCCAUUUCGGCAGGAACCGGACUGUUCCAGCGGGACUUCUUCGCUUGUUCUUCCACGACUGCUUUGUGCAAGGAUGCGAUGGAUCCAUCUUGUUGGAUGCUUCGGAGGACGGCUCCGUCAUUGAAAAGGAAGGUCUACCGAACAGGAACUCGGUUCGAGGAUUUGAUGUCAUUGACGAUGCCAAGACAAGGCUGGAGCGUGUAUGUCCGGGUGUUGUUUCCUGCGCGGACAUCGUGGCUCUAGCCGGAAGGGACGCAGUUGUCCUGGUUGGAGCUCCAGACUUCGCUAUGCCGACAGGACGUCUCGAUGGAAGAAUAUCACGAAGGUCGGAAGCUGAUGCUCUUCUCCCGGCCCCUUUCUUCAACGCGACACAGCUCAAGGCUAGCUUCGCGCAGCAAAAUCUCACCGUCGAGGACCUCGUCCACUUAUCAGGUGGUCACACUAUUGGUAGAUCACAGUGCCAGUUCUUUUCCAACAGGCUCUACAACUUCUCUGGAGGCAGCCCGGAUCCACUCCUCAACCCCUCCUACCGAGCAGAGCUGCAGCGCCUGUGUCCACAAAACUCUAGACCCACGGAUCGAGUGACACUGGACCGAGCCUCGGAGUUCAACUUCGACAACAGUUACUACACAAAUCUAGUCGCGAAGAAUGGAUUGCUCACGUCGGACGCGGUUCUCACAGUCGACAGCGAGACCGAGAGCAUCGUGAGAUCAUUCGCGCGCGAUCCCGACAGGUUCCAGCUGAGGUUCCAGAAAUCUCUGUUGAAGAUGAGCAAGCUCGGCCUCAAGAGCAAAGCGAAUGGCGAAGUCCGGCGUCGUUGCAACGCAAUCAAUCCCAAGAGAAUGGAGGAGGAGAGCUCGCUAGUCACUGCCAUUACCGACGCUAUAACUCGAGCUCUCGCCUUCUCCAAGUAAAAAACACCAGCCACAGGGCCACAUAAAGUAGAAGAAGUUGCAAAAAUAUAAGUUGUGUUACCAGAGAAGUCACUGAAAUAUACACACGUACACGCGCGUCCAUCCUU